AUUAUGAGCUAUUAAGUCUGAACUGCCUGUUUCAAGGCAGUCAACUCAACAAAGAUGUAUCGGCGCUGGCAGAAGGAGGCGGUGGACAAAUAUCGGACGCUUGAGUCCUUUAACACAUUCUUGUCGCGCCUGACGCCUCUGACCGGCCCGCACGUUCUUCGCGCCUGCGACCCGGCCGAUCUCUACUCUGUGCUCAGCGCGCUGCACAGCAAGGACCGCAACCCGGAGCUGCAGGUCAACAACAAUCCUGGCUUCUACUACUUCCUGGCAGAUGCAGUUCAGCCCCCGGGAAGCGAGGCAGCAGGCGUCGACACGGGCGUCUCGGUGCCGACCGGCGGCGGCGGCUCAGAGCCUGUUCCUGCCGCUGGCCCGGUCCGGCGAGAGGCUGUCAUUCCUGUGAGCAGCAAAUGUACGCUGCUUACCACGGACGUGCUGGCGCAGAUGUUCAAAUUGGAGGCGCACCCAAACGUGUCGCACAUCUUGCUCGCCAUCGUGGACGACGAUGGCUCGGCCUCGCUGGUCCGCGUGUUCAACUACAUUCAGCCGCCCUUUGAGGGUCCGGAGACGCUGCCGCCACUAGACACAGAGGGCGGCGCCGUGGGCGGGGAGAGUGACGACGACUGAGGGGGGCGGGAGUGGCGCGGCAGCCCUGACGAGCGGUACCAACCACUUCAAACCAGCUUGACGCACCAUACAUGAUCGACGCGCCAGAGGACUGCCCGCGCAUGAGCUCUGCAUACAGCUUCAUUAGCGACCGGCAGACGCCAAGACGGGGCGCACAGGGGCAGCCUGUGCAGCCGCUACACCCCCCGCGGCCUGUAGAGCGGGGCCGGCGGGGCCAACGACCACAGCGGGCUCGCCAUCUUCGCGCUGCGAGCUCGGCAGGCCCGCCCCAAACCCAACCCAGCCCGGCCCAACCGUCGUUGUCAUCACUUCAUGAGUCGGCCAUGUGCGUGCGGGGAUACUUCACCUGUAGCAGCCUCUUCAAACUGUGGCCGCAACCGGUGCCUGGCCUGUAACCUGGAUUGCGCAGCUUGACUUGCCAGGACGCCACUUUGGAAGCGCCUGAGCCUGGCUCGGGGGCUUUCGGCACACGUGCCGCGUUAGGAUGCGCAUCAUACGUGAUCAGGGUGGCCAGAACGCAUGGCUCUGCAUUGUUGUCUCGCGAUGUGGGAGUACCGCCGCUCAGACUCGAAAGUCGAGGUGGCACGGUGAAGCGCGCUGUUCCUAGGUCCGACCGGGCAGGCAAAACAUGGAUGAGCAUGUUGGCCUUGAAGGCGCAGGGGGCAGUGCUGGAGCUGGUUGGCAGGAGCGACAAGUCUGACCCUGAGUGACAUGUGUUGAACAACCAUUGUGGCUGCGGAAGCAAGCAAAAGCCACGUUCGUGUGGGAACGCGACGGC
This is a messenger RNA of Chlamydomonas reinhardtii, 1402 nucleotides long. RefSeq lists its product as uncharacterized. NCBI's taxonomy places the organism in Eukaryota, Viridiplantae, Chlorophyta, Chlorophyceae, Chlamydomonadales, Chlamydomonadaceae. The transcript has 3 exons. Bases 55 to 624 code for a protein of 189 amino acids. The record is from RefSeq and is a predicted model, not a curated record.